CCAAAUAUAGACGAAGCCCAGGAAAUUACGUACUUCUGAUUCUGAAGCUCAGAGCCCUUUCUAGUCUCUACAGCUGCGCUCCUUCGCCGGGCCACCCCUCCCGCCACCACCACCACCCCCUCCCAAGCAACUGCCGCAACAAGAACCUCCCCCUUCAUCCCGUUAUUAACUCUCCUGCAUCCAAUUCGCAUAUUAGUUCAACAAAGAUCAUGGCUGGCAGAGCCGAAGCAGAACCAGUGAAUGAACAAGCUGUUGCGAAUGUUUAUGGUUCAAUGAGGGCUGAAAUGAACCAAAUUUACUCGAAAAUCACAGAAUUAGAGAUGGAAGUUAGUGAGCACUCGUUGGUAAUCAAUGCAAUACAACCACUUGAUCCAUCAAGGCGGUGUUACCGAAUGAUUGGUGGCGUGCUUGUGGAGAGAACAGUUAAAGAGGUCCUACCAGCUGUUCAACGGAAUAAGGAAGGCCUUCUGGAGGUAAUUGCUCGGCUUAAUGAGGCCCUCGAAAAGAAGAAAAAGGAAAUUGCUGAUUUUGAGGCUAAAUACAAAAUCAGAAUUCGUAAAGCAGAUGAAAUGAAAGAUGAAGGUGGCAAAAAGGAAGGCUCAGCACAGGGAGUUCUUGUCGGUCCUGCUGGUGGAGAUGAAUAGGAAACGUGUGUCUGUUUGAUGCCCUUUUAUCUGUAUCAUCUCUAAUUUGCUGCAUCAUAUCCCAAGUCUUUAACAUCUUAAUCUAGCUCCUUUUUGUUGCAUUUACUGAAUUAAACUGUACUUGCCCAAGUUUUAUGAAGGAUACUGAGCAAUAGGCUUUUCCCCUGCA
Messenger RNA from Coffea arabica (coffee), 813 nucleotides. RefSeq names its product prefoldin subunit 2-like. Lineage: Eukaryota; Viridiplantae; Streptophyta; Magnoliopsida; Gentianales; Rubiaceae. The record is from RefSeq and is a predicted model, not a curated record. Gene Ontology annotation, biological process: protein folding. Gene Ontology annotation, cellular component: prefoldin complex.